Messenger RNA from Trichomonas vaginalis G3, 2475 nucleotides. Its product is annotated as armadillo (ARM) repeat-containing protein family. The record is from RefSeq and is a predicted model, not a curated record. Gene Ontology annotation, molecular function: protein binding. The transcript has a single exon. The coding region runs from base 1 to 2475 and encodes 824 amino acids. Lineage: Eukaryota; Parabasalia; Trichomonadida; Trichomonadidae.
AUGGAGUUGCGAGAAGCAUCACUUACCCUUGGAAAUGCCUUCGAUAUUGUUGUGAAAAACCACAACAAGUUAAAGGGAAGCAAGGAAAAAGUUCUUGAAGAGGCUUGUUCUAGUAUAUUACUCAGUGUUUCAGAAAAACCAAAAUCCAUUUUAGGUCCGAUCUGCGAACAAUUAACAAGAACUACCAGUAAGAAGCGUAGAUUACCAUAUCUUAACGUUGCUGUUUGGAUUCAUGAAAAAUUACUUCAAGAAUUUGAUAAUUUCAUCAUUAAAACUAUACAAGAUUAUGCAAAAAAUAAAGAAGAUCGUAGAGUUGCCAUGGGUGUUUGCAUUUUGAUACGUUCACUUGCCAUAGUUUCAUGUGCAUCAAGACUUCUUGAACCACUUUCAACAAUUAUCGGUCAAUUUACAUCAGAAAAUCCAUCUUUAUUCGAAAUGGAGUUCUUUAACACAUUUAUUUUCAUUGCUACUGUUAAAGAAGGAGAUUAUUCAACAUUAAAACCAGCAAUUUUAUGCUACAUCACAUGGUUCCAGAAGCUUCAUCCUAUUUCUUCAGUUUCAGCACAUCGUUUACUGAUCGAACUUGAAAAUGAUUAUACAUAUAAUACAAUGAUUGAUAAAUUACGUACAGAUAUUGCUCCAUCAUCAGAUAAUAUCAAACAGUCUUGGACUUGUAUUGCUGCCAAACCAUUUGAUGAUGUCAAAAACUGGGUAUUACUUGGUUUGCAGCUUGGUCGAUUCGAAGAUGAGCGAAUUCGAUCUGAAAUCGCAAAUAUUUCAUCAGAAAAAGGUCAGUUUUCAUCGAUUAUCUCGGUUGCUCUAUCCACAAACAACGAUACCAUAAGAGAAGUUGCCAGAUCUAUUUUCAGAUUCGGAAUACAUGGCCAAGAAGCUGCCGCCUUCGAUCCAAACUCCCUCAGUCAAAUUCUCGAGCAAUCAGAUGACUUAACAGGCAUUGCUCUCACUUUUCUUUCCGAAAUGGCUUUGGCAAAUGCCAAAGAAUGUCUUCCACAGCUAUUUCCUUUGUUAUCUUCCGAUAAACCUGUUGCCAGAAAGAACGCAUUAAGUCUUCUUCAGAAAGUAGUUGAUGGACACGUUGGUCAAGAGAUAAGACAGAUGAUUUGCGCCAAUCUUUUGCCAAUGAUUGGUGAUGAAUCAAUAACUGUCAGAGUAGAUAUUCCGAAAUUGUUUUCUGGUGUCAAACCGCAAUCAGUUGUUCCAUCUCUGAUUAAAAUGCUUGGAGAUAGUUCGGAGAAGAAAAGAUCAACGGCAACUGAAUGUCUCAAGAAGAUCAUGCAGUCAACUGAAGAACCAGAAGAUCUUCUAAGAGUAUUCCUCGAUACAGCUUUGAAUCCUUCUCCGGUUCCUUUAACUCCUGGUUCAAUAAAUCCGAUAACAAAAGAAGAUGAAAAAUGUAGAGACAGAAGUAUCGAACUCGUCAAUAAAUGGGCACAGGAAACACAAGGAAGAAUGAUGUUGGAUCCUAACCCUGUCCUCAACAGAUUGUGGAAUGACCCACAGAACUCUACAAUCGCUAGUUUCAUAGCAAAAGCUUCUCCAAUGUUUGACAAAACUCGUUUAUUGGCAGCGGUUUUGACAAAACUUAGAGAAAAACAUGAAACUGUUUUUGACGGUUUGGCACCGUUACUUGUCUUACAAGGCCAGCCAGUUGACUUCUUCCUUCAGAGGGAUGUCGUGGCCUCUCCUUUGUUCGAUUUGUUGAUGGAUAAGCCAAAAGACGAAAUCUCGAAUAUUGUUCAUUUGAGAGGUGACAUAAUUGCAAGAUUUAACCCGAAUUUCGUCAUCCCACAGCUCAUAGAUAGAGGAUUGGAAGAGAAAUUCCAUCUUUACAUCAUUUGUAGAUGUGGAAUGAUUCAUGAAGGCGAAAUACCAAAUUAUUUGUUUGAUGAGAUAAAGGAGAGAUUCGAGAAAACGAAGAUUAAUGAUGAGAUGUUUAUGCCGUACUGCGAUUCCCUUUAUUUCUCUGAAAAAGAAAAAUAUUUGGAAUAUGCAAUGAAUCAAACCGACACGAAUUUGAUGUUUACCAUGGUAUCGAAUGCCUUCCAGAAAUUUAAUGAAGAUGAUGCAAGAAAAUUCAUUAAAACUGGAAAAUUAGGUAAAUUAUUAAAUGCAAAGUUUGAUGAUGAAUAUAAUGCUGCAGCUGUGAACGCAUUGUUCUUAAUAACAUUCCAAGCAAGAUCUGAAGAAGCUCUUGAACCUUAUUGGGAUCAAUUAUUCGAUAUUAUGGCAUUCUUCUCUGAUUCAAAGAAUGCUGAUGUAAGGUUUGCAUCAAUGAAAUUGCUUGGUGCUUUGAUAACAAACCCUGCAAUGCAGACUCAUUUGAUCCACGUCCAUGAGAAAUUCCAGCACAUUGUGGAGAUUCACACUUACGAGUCUGAGGAUCCACGUGUAAGGAAGAUCGCACAAACAUAUGCGGAUAUGAUGAAGCCUCAAGCGAAAAUCCAAGAGAUAUAA